Diaporthe citri is the source of this 1980-nucleotide messenger RNA. RefSeq lists its product as uncharacterized. The coding region runs from base 1 to 1980 and encodes 659 amino acids. The transcript has a single exon. The record is from RefSeq and is a predicted model, not a curated record. Lineage: Eukaryota; Fungi; Ascomycota; Sordariomycetes; Diaporthales; Diaporthaceae.
AUGGCGAAUAUAAAGACAGACAGCCCCCAGCCAGAGGGCAGACCAUUUCAAGUCUCGUUCGUUGCAUCCACCACAGAAGUUGACACCACCGCUCCCGGUCCAGAGAUCAACUGGGGUUCUGACUGGCGUGAAACUCCUCUGUUUACUUUCUCGCCUCCAGCAGAGAAGAAUCUACCUCUCACCGAAUCUGUCAAAACAAAAGCACCCACCACCGGUUGUGUCUUGCCACAGACACAGGAACUACCUACCAACUUCACCUUCGACUUCUCACUUCCUCAGGCGAGCGAAGAGGAGUCUUCCGGAAGCUCAAGCGAGCCGGACAUCUCGUCCGACACAGCAAGUCCCACGCCAGAGACGGAUAAAGCCCAAGAGCCAGUCCCCGCGCCGCACAUGACGUUGCCAGAGCUCAUGAGAAAGCAGACCAUGGACCGCCGCCGCCAGCUCAUCACCCGCGCCCGCAGUGGUGUUAGCGGCCUGGACGAAAUACAGACUGCCCCCAUCUUCACCGAAUCCGCCCGGCUCCAGGCCGAAAGGCACGCCUUGUCGUCUGGUGGUGGUGACCAGGUCUAUUCGCAGUACGGCCUCCUCGCCGGCGACGCCAGCGACGAUAAAUCGGACGAGCUGUUCUACUACAAUGUAGCCGCGCCAUCGAGCAUCUUCAUCUGCGGCAGCCAGGGCUCGGGCAAGAGCCACACGCUGUCGUGCCUGCUAGAAAACAGCCUGUUCCCGUCGGUGGCGAACGAGCUGCCGCGCCCGCUGACGGGAAUCGUGUUCCAUUAUGACACCUUCAUCAACGACAGCCAGGGCAGCCCGUGCGAGGCGGCCUACCUAUCGACCAACCCAGCCGUGCGCGUCCGCGUGCUGUGUGCGCCGACCAACAUCGCGACCAUCCGGCGGACGUACGCGGGACUUCCCAACGUCGUCAUCGAGCCGCUGAGCAUUAGGGAGCAGGAUCUCACAACAAAACGUAUGAUGGAUCUUAUGGCCGUGAGAAAGAGCGAGACCAUGCCGCUGUACAUGCACGUCGUCAACCGAAUACUUCGUGAGCUCCGUCUGCAGCAACAGCAGACAGGCGGCUCAUUCAACUACAGUGCCUUCAAGGCAAUGCUCGCCCGCGAGGAUCUGACCGACUCGCAGAGAGUGCCUCUCGCGCAACGGCUUGAGACGCUCGAAUCAUUCAUGGCGCCACCGCAGGAGUCUGUAACGAAAAAGAAGAAGAAGGCUGCUGGCGCCGCCGUGGCCAAGCCCGCCGGGAAUGACUGGAGCCCACGGGCUGGCCAGCUUACAAUCUUGGACUUGAGCUGCCCGUGUGUCACCCCGGAAGGAGCAUGCGCGCUCUUCAACAUCUGCCUGUCUCUCUUCCUAGAGCAAGAUUCGCGGCGUAUAGGUCAGAUAGUGGCGCUAGACGAGGCACAUAAGUAUAUGAACGACAGCGGCGAAGCGUCGGCCCUCACGGAGCAGCUCCUGGCGACGAUCCGACUGCAGCGACACCUUGGGGCGCGCGUCGUGAUCUCGACCCAGGAGCCUACCGUGUCGCCACGACUGCUGGACCUGUGCAGCGUGACGGUGGUGCACCGCUUCACGUCGCCCGAGUGGCUGCGGGCGCUGCGGCGGCACCUAGCGGGCGCCGAGGAGACAGCGGGAACGCUGGCGCGAGCGACUGCUGGCGCUGGUGCUGGGAGCGGCAGUGAUGUUUCUUCUGACUCGGGAGUUGAUGACGUCCUGGAUGGACUCGUCGACGCGGUCGAUACACUGAGUCUCAAGGGCCGCGGGGCGACCAUGGGUCAGAAGCAGGCGGCGGCGAGCCUGUUUGCACAGAUUGUAGAGCUGCGCGUGGGUGAGGCGCUGGUGUUCUCGCCCAACGCCGUAGUAGGUGUUGGUGGGGAGGGCGCGGCGAGGAAGCUGGGCAGUGGUAUGCUCAAGGUGCGUGUGCGAAACAGGGUGACGGAGGAUGGCGGGAGAAGUAUCAUGGCUGGCUGA